UAAUCAGGAGGAGGAGAAGGAUCUGAUGAUGAUGAAUUCAGAAAUUACAAAUAAUCAACUUUUCUCAGACCUGUCUCCGAUCAUCACAAGCACUUCCGUCCUUCCCGAUCAACUCUGCGAGCCACUGGAUUUCACCUUUGAAGACCUCCUCUGAUCGCCUGGUGCGGUGAGGGGAGAGACUUUCAUGAUGUCAAGACCUAUGCUACUUGUGUUUCUUUUAAUUAUUAUGAUAGUAACUUCACAGUUUGAAUGGAAGCAACCACUUGUCAAUGAUAUUGAGGCAACACCUAGUUUGUCUCAGAAACAAUUGCAAAUCACUAAGAGGGAAGAAGCUGUUAAGGAGAAGAUCAUCUUAUCUCAAGAAAAGAAUAUUCAAAGGCUGAAUGAGCUUGUGAGGAAUCUUAGGGAACAACUGCUACAAUGUAGAAGCGAUAACAACAACGAGACCACAAACACUUUGACUGGCAGUGUUAUAGAACUUGAGCGGCAGCAGAUACUAGAAGACUAAAUUCUGAUUAACGUUUUUGAAGAACCUGACUAAAU
Molecule: messenger RNA, 543 nt
Organism: Impatiens glandulifera
Lineage: Eukaryota; Viridiplantae; Streptophyta; Magnoliopsida; Ericales; Balsaminaceae
Exons: 3
Coding region: 185-508 (107 amino acids)
Source: RefSeq, a predicted model, not a curated record